Messenger RNA from Loa loa (African eye worm), 2008 nucleotides. RefSeq lists its product as hypothetical. The coding region runs from base 1 to 1821 and encodes 606 amino acids. Lineage: Eukaryota; Metazoa; Nematoda; Chromadorea; Rhabditida; Onchocercidae. The record is from RefSeq and is a predicted model, not a curated record. The transcript is spliced from 21 exons.
AUGGAAGGAAUUAAUCUGGAAGGUUUCAUUUAUGAUUGUUCACAGAAUGCUAUACGAACAAUUUAUUGCUCUGUAAUUGGUGAAGUUUACAUCGAUGAAACAACAGAAGUAAUCAGCAGAAGUAGGAAGCCAAAUGUUGGAAUGUGGUGCAGUUUUAGAGCAUCCUACCAGAAAAAUGGAAGAUGGUUUGCCCGAAAGAUUAUAUUAAUGGCAUAUCCACGAUUGAAAUGUAUUGUUACAGAGGAUAGUUGUAUUGUUAAAGGAACAGCAGUUGUAUGUAAUCUGAACGGUGAUUCUGGUUAUCUCUGGAAUGACUGCAUCGGUUUGAUUGCAAUAGAAGGGCAGGUCGUUUACCAACUAAAACCAUUAACUGCUGUUGAAUUUCAAGCAGUACCAUUCCGGAAAAAUGGUACACCAGCCUAUUUUUCGGCUAAAGAAAUCAAUGUCGAAUCCCAAAGUAUAUUUCAAUCCGAAAUUCUGAUUUUCGUACAGAAAGCCGAGAUAAAGGCAGAUGGUCGAGCCUUUGUAUCAGAUUGUGCUAUCACGUUACUGGAUAUAGCAUAUUCUGCUCGGCCCAUUGUGGGUACAACGAUGUCGAUCCUUUAUUACAGAGCGUACAAUGAUGGUGCUUCUGGCAUUGGUAUUUAUGCAACCAAUGAUAGUAAUGCUGUUGCUGGAAUUAGAGACGAUUUCUUCACAACUAAACGAUAUUUCGAAACUUGUACUGAACGAACAGGAGUUGAACAGUUUGAGGACGCCCGUGAAAAUCUGAAUAUAACAUCAUCAGACCAAUCAUCAGUUAUCGAUGAUGAAAUAUCCGGUAUACAAAUUGAUAUAUCCGAAUCACUAAUUGGGAGCAAUAUAGAAUUUGCGGAAGCCGGCGGCAAUAAUCCUUCUUCAAAAGCGGUUGUUCCAUUAGCUGAUGAUAGCAAUCAUUCGAUGAAUCAAUGUUUCGAAUCGUGUUCAUCAUUUAAUUCUCUCAUCCUGAACAAUAAAUUGGAUUCUGGUGACAAGUUUUCCUUCAACACAUUCGCUAAAGAGGAAAUGGUUGAUCAAACGGUUAUGAUUUGUAAUGGUGAUUCCGAAUUUGCCAGCUCGUCAAAAGACAAUGUUCCAAUUGAACUAAAAAAAGAAUUCAUGGAAUUAAGCGAAGAAGAUAUAUGGGAUAGCAAAUUUAUUGAACAUAUAUCACAUAAAAUGAAGGACGUGCAACGAACUCAGGGUGAAAAUGGCGAAAAAUGUAACGAUAUCAAUAGAUUGAUCGAUCAGUCUCAGAAUGUUAGUGAAAACAAAAAGGAAGAAUUUCGCGAUGAGUCGAAAGAUCAUGCAGAGGAAAGCUGGGCAUCAACGCAACAUACACAAAAUAUUGGAAUUGAGAUGAAAGAUGAUGUUGGCUGCAGUCCGAUACUUUCUGUCACCAACCAAACUAUGAGUGGGAUGGAUUCAAAGAUGUUAACAAGUCUAGAAGAAGACAUCUCUGUCGCAAAGGGUGCUAAUAAAUGGAUUGAAGAAGUGAAUGAACUCUGCGUAAAAGUGCUUUCAAAUGCCCGUCUUCGUAAUUUUGUAAGCGUGAAUGAAAAUGGAAAUGCUCUUCUUCGUGAUAUAAUGCAUUAUCUAAAACAAAAAAUAACGAUACAGGAGGUGAAUGAGGAACUUGGAAUUCCGCUUUCUGAAGUAACGCCUGAAUGUUUCAAUAUUGUGCUUGAGGAACGAGCGCUUGAAAUAUGUCGAAAAUUUAUGGAAAUGAACGGUUUUGAGCGAAUUGCCAACAGUAGAAUUCCAAAAAUACCGGAAGAAAUCAGGAAAGGUUGUUCAUUCUAGUAUUGUUCGACAAUUCCAGCAUAUGAAAAAGGUUUGAACUAUUCGAUUCAUCCGAUAAAAGUGAUCUGUCAUAGACUGAGUUCGUUGAGGUUUCGAGAAAUGCAAUAUGCACAAACCUAAACCGAUGAAUAGUGGAUUAACAUUAUUAAGCUCUGUCGAUAAUAUCCUGUCAAAAAAUCUCACCAAA